CAGCCUCAAAGGUGUUAUUGAUUAAUUCAUACUGUCGUUUUUUCCCCUUUGCUUUAGAUCGGAUUGUCUUAUCCAAUUAACAGCAGACUUUCUGGUGUGACGUCGGAUUUGGAAAUAAGAUGUUAUGUCCGAUCACGGACGUAGCAUUCGCGAGCCGGCGAAGUUAACAGACGCAUUGCCGUCUCUCGUUCUUUUUUUCUCCGGGGAUACGAUGAGGUGACACAAACAUCUCACUCCUAUACGUCAGACCUCGAUUUUUUGGUUGCUUUUGACACCGUUGGAAGUUUCAAAGAUUUCUCCCUUAUUGCGGGGUAUAUAUCCAGUAUACCCAGCUUCAAGAAUUAUCAACUAUCCAUCUUAUUGCUCAUCGUCUCGAUUACAAUAGCAAUAAUCACUCAAGAAAGAAAGAAAGAAAUUAUUCGAAUUAUCAACUUCGGUUUUCACUAUGUCUACAAUUCAAGUUUACCAGGCCACCAAGGUCGGCGGGCCUUUCCAGCUAAUCACGGCACCCAAGCCCAAGCCAGGUGCUGGUGAAGUCACUAUCCGACCGAAGGCUGUUGCAAUCAACGGCAUUGACUGGAAGAACAUCACUUUCGGCGCCACAAUCCAAUCCUGGCCCGCUGUCCUUGGCAUUGACGGCGCUGGCACGAUCGAGGAAGUCGGCGAGGGCGUCACAGACUUCAAGGCCGGCGACGAAGUCCUCAGCUACGCCCCUGGUAUCGAGGGCAAGGGCACAUGGCAGGAGAUAUUUGUUGCCCAGACGAACGAUGUUGCCAAGAAGCCGUCUUACCUGAGCGUUGAAGAGGCUGCUUCGCUACCAACUUGCUUCUUGACCGCAGCUGGUGCCAUCAUCGAGGGCCUCAAGGUCGGCUUUCCCGGUCUCUCCAAGAUCGACAACACCAACGCGCCCAAGUCCAUUCUCAUCGUCGGCGGUGGCUCAGCCGUUGGAAGCGCCGCCAUCCAGCUCUUGCGUCUCGCGCUGCCGUCCGUCACCAUCGUGGUCACCAGCUCGAAGCAUCACCACGAGCGUCUAAAGUCUCUCGGCGCAGACGCGACGCUGGAGAGAUCCGCCCAGCAGGACGGCGCCGCCCUCAAGGCCGCGUCGCCGAACGGAGCCGGUUUCGACGCCAUCCUGGACGCCGUCGGAGCUUGCCACGACACGCCUGCCGUCUUCGAGGCGAUCAGGCCCGACGGCCCGCAGUUGUACUCUCUGGUCCUUACCCGGCCUGGCGCUCAGAUCCCCAAGGGGUUCAACUCCUCGCUAGUUGGCGUGGAAAGUGCGGAGCGCGGCGCCAUGGCUUGGUUCAGCAAGCUGUUGGAAGAGCGCAAGUACAAGGUGCCCGUCGAGGCCGAGGUUGUCGGUCACGGAUGGUCUGAUAUCCCGAAGGGAAUAGCUAGGUUCCCUGCCCAGAUUAGCGGCGUGAAACUAGUCGUUACAUUGUAAAGGACAUUAUACGGAGGCGAGUCCCAUAUACUCUGGGUGAAAUGCCAAUGGUAUGAGUGCUUUAGGUAGAGCAACGCGUGAACUGAGGACC
Molecule: messenger RNA, 1535 nt
Organism: Daldinia caldariorum
Lineage: Eukaryota; Fungi; Ascomycota; Sordariomycetes; Xylariales; Hypoxylaceae
Product: GroES-like protein
Exons: 2
Coding region: 446-1444 (332 amino acids)
Molecular function (GO): oxidoreductase activity, acting on NAD(P)H
Source: RefSeq, a predicted model, not a curated record